This is a messenger RNA of Aspergillus affinis, 7140 nucleotides long. Its product is annotated as non-ribosomal peptide synthetase. Gene Ontology annotation, molecular function: monooxygenase activity; heme binding; phosphopantetheine binding. The transcript is spliced from 8 exons. The record is from RefSeq and is a predicted model, not a curated record. Bases 1 to 7140 code for a protein of 2379 amino acids. Gene Ontology annotation, biological process: secondary metabolite biosynthetic process; amino acid activation for nonribosomal peptide biosynthetic process. NCBI's taxonomy places the organism in Eukaryota, Fungi, Ascomycota, Eurotiomycetes, Eurotiales, Aspergillaceae. Gene Ontology annotation, cellular component: cytoplasm.
AUGGACUCAGAUAUAUUUGCCUCCAAAUUACACCUUCUUUUUUGGUCGUUGUUGGCCACACCCGUUAUUUACGCGCUUACUACCGUAAUCUACCAGCUUUUCUUUUCUCCGCUUUCGCAUAUCCCCGGGCCUAAACUGGCUGCAUGCACACGUCUGUACGAGUUCUAUUACGACAUUGUUCUACAUGGUAGGUAUACCUUCAAGAUUGCUGAGCUGCACAAGAAAUACGGACCCAUAAUCCGCAUCAGCCCUGGGGAAGUGCACAUCAAUGACCCUGAGUAUUACGAAACGCUCUAUUCGAUAAAUGGGUCGCGCAACAAGGACUCGUGGUUCGUUGCGUCGUUCGACGUCGCCGAGUCCGCCUUCGCCACGCUUGAUCAUCGCUUGCACAGACCCCGUCGUGCCCUGAUCGCUCCAUACUUUGCCAAAGCCCGGGUGCAGCGCGUACAUUCGCUGAUCCAGGAUAAACUGCAGAAGCUCAUUAGUCGUUUGAAUGAGAUUGCGCAAUCAGGAAAGCCACUCAAAGUGGACGUCGCUUUCAACUGCUUCACCGCCGACGUGAUCACGUCUUAUACCAGCUUUCGCGCAUUCAACUACCUCGAUGAUCCUCAAAUGGUGCCUAUAUGGAGCGAGACAGUCCGCAACCUUGUUGAAGUUGGAAUGCUCGCUCGGCAUCUACCUGGCCUCUUCCCGCUUCUGGUGAGUAUGGGAAUGAAGUGGAUCCAACGGAUCUAUCCGAAGUUACUCCCUGUCAUCGCAUUCCGGAUGAAAUGUGCUCAGGAGGUGAAGUUCAUGUGGGAGAAUGAAAAAGAAGCGAAAGAAGAUUUUGAAAAGAACAGGUUGUCUCAAGAGCCAGCACUUUUCCAGGAAAUGGUCGCCAAAGCCCCUAACACGCCCGAUAUCACCGAGGCCAGGGUCCUUCAUGAGUACAUUACUAUUGUGGCAGCGGGAACCGAGACCACAGCGCAUACAAUGACAGUUUGCACCUUUCACGUCCUUAAUGACAAGGAGGUUUUGCGAAAGUUACGUGCGGAGCUGGAGGUCUCCUUCCCGGAGAAGAAGGAAAUGGAUUUACAGACACUUGAACAACUUCCAUACCUGACUGGAGUCAUUUACGAAGCACUUCGACUAUCAUACGGCCUUUCCCAUAGACUACAGCGAAUAUGUCCCACUGAUCCACUAAAGUACAAUGACGUGGUCAUUCCACCCAAUACCUCAAUCGGAAUGUCCUCCGCCCUUAUCCAUCACGACGAGUCCAUCUUUCCCAAUUCCCACCAGUUCAUCCCGGAGAGAUGGACCGACCUUGAAGAGAGGAAAAGGUUGAACAAGUACCUGGUUUCGUUCAGCAAGGGUGCUCGCCAAUGUAUUGGAAUGAAUUUGGCCUUUGCGGAGCUCUACAUGGCUGUUGCCACGGUCUUUCGCACUUUUGAUAUGGAGCUGCACGAGACUACUGUGGACGACGUCCGACUACACAGUGACAUGAUGCUGCCACAUCCCAAAUCGGGUAGUAAAGGCGUGAGAGUAAUGAUUGACCCUAUCCUGCACAAUGCGAAGGACGAAAAUUGGGCAUCUAUUCCACUGAAAUAUGCGAGGUACAUUGAUUUCAGAAACGAUGAGUACACGGCAAAACUGCUCACCAUCGCCUGGGCUAUCUUGUUAUUUGUGUACGAAGAGGCGGAAAUCACAAAGUUCGAGCUGAUUCGCAAUCACAAAAGAACGACGGUUAGUACGGCGAUUAGCCGCGAUCAACUGUGGCAGGAUAUCCGUUUCCAAUACAAAGAUGGUGAGGAGACUGAUAAAACCAAAACCGCUGUCUGCAUUUUUGCAGAAAGAGAUAUCGAAAUUUCAGCGGAACUGCAAUCAGCGUUGUUGAUACAAUGCUCGAACGACUUGACAGUCUCUCUGGCAUAUCGCCUGCAUCAUAUGUCCGAUACACAGGCACUUAACAUCGCCAGCACGCUCGAAAAGAUCACAGACGCAUUAAAAGGACCAAACAUUCCUAUAGGCGCGAUGAAUGUUCUCAGCGAGCACAACCUCGAUCAGUUAUCCAAGUUCAACACUAGCCCGCGUAAUGUCAAGGAGGGCUAUCUACACAGUAUCAUUGAGAAGCAGACACUCAACACACCGGACCAAGUUGCUGUUGAUGCUUGGGAUGCUCAAUUAACGUACAAAGAGAUCGACCUCUAUGCUUCGGUCAUAGCCAAACGUCUCAAGUCACUCAAUGCCGCGAAUACAUACGUACCACUGUGUGCAGAGAAGUCGGCCUGGGCUGUUGUCGCCAUGGUGGGUAUUCUGAAAGCAGGGGCUGCUUGUUCCCCUCUCGAGGCAUCUCAUCCGCGCGAUAGAUUGGAAAGCAUGAUUCAAUCAUGUGGUGCCACAACUGUUGUGGUGACGGCCACAUACGCGUCACUGUUCCAAAUGAAGGAGAUUAAUGUCGUUGUAGUCUCUCCCGAUUCUGUAUCGCCCGCAAAGGAAGACCUGAACUUGGCCGAUGCUAUGGUCACUCCACAAUCGCCAGCCUUUCUGAUGUGGACAUCUGGAAGCACAGGUAACCCGAAAGGCGUCGUCCUGGAACAUGUAGCCUUGUACAUGAGCAUCACCGCAUACGCAGAGGCAAGCGACUUAACAGCCAAAACAAGGACAUUUCAAUUUACCUCUUUUACGUUCACAGUCAGCAUAUGCGAUAUCUUCGGCACCAUGGCCAAAGGAGGGACUCUGUGUAUGCCGUCCGAUGAACAACGUCUGAACGAUCUAACUGGAGCAUUGAGAGACUCGGCCGCCUCCUUUUGCUGGCUCACUUCAACAUCCCUUACCGAAUUGGACCCUGAUAUACUCCCCGAUCUCCGGUGUGUCACUGUUGGGGGAGAAUCUCUUUCGCGGGACGUCGUUGCGCGCUGGGCCGGAAAGUGCCAGAUCAAUGUGUCAUACGGCACAACCGAAACGUGUGGCUGGUGUCUGCUGAACCCUAACCUGGCUUCAGAAAGCGAUUCCCGAGUGCUCGGAAAACCGAUCAUUCCUGCAGCUUGGAUAUGCCAUCCAGACGACAUCGAGAAGUUAGUUCCUGUUGGUGCGGUCGGCGAGCUCCUGAUCGAGGGCCCAUUCUUAGCGAGGGAGUACCUGGAUGACGCGGAACGCACCGCAGCACAAUUCAUCCAGCCACCGAGUUGGAUGGAGCGAUUCCGACCAGGGGAAUCAACGAGGCUUUACCGAACGAACGACCUGGUGCAGUAUACCUCAGAUGGAUCUGUCAGGUUUGUAGGCCGGAAGCAAGCCCAUGCGAAAAUCCGUGGAAACCGUAUUAAUAUAAUUGACAUUGAGCAUCACAUUCGACGCGCAUUGGGAACAUCCGAAGCAGUUGUCGACGUGGUGCAUACAAAAGACGGCGUUGAUAUCCUCGCGGCGUUUCUACUGGCCUCUUCAGACACGGGCAUGAAACAGGGCUCCGAAAGCCCCGUUACUCAGGGGGAUGAUGCAUUCAGUCGGCGUGUUGCCAAUGCUUUGCAAGUCCUGGCGACAACUCUUCCCAGCUACAUGGUUCCAACUGCCUUCAUACCAUUGUCUCGAAUUCCGCUUACGCGUACCAACAAGACAGAUCGUCGAUUGUUGCGUGAGGAGUCAGGGGCGCGGACAAGAACUGAGCUUGUGCAGCUUUCAACGCACAAAAUUGAAAAUGUGGAACCGCAACUCUCAAGGACUGAAUCCAUCAUGCAGCAGUUGUGGUCGGAACUGACAGGCUUAGCAAUCGAAAGUAUUGGCCCCGACGACAGCUUCUUUCACCUAGGAGGAGAUUCGGUCAUGGCAAUUCGGCUGGUUCCGUUGGCUAAGAAGCACGGGCUUGUAUUCACUGUCAUGGAUAUGUUUCGAUACCCAAAGUUGAGAGAUCUGGCAUCUUCCAUAAAUGACCGCGGAAAGGAUGAAUCCACUGAGAACAGUUUUUUGAGCUUUGAGGCAGAUGACCUCGUUCCAGACGCCGCAAGAGAGUGUGGCGUGAAUAUCGAUACGAUCGAAGACUUGUACCCUUGCACAGCAUUGCAAGAGGGGCUUAUGGCACUAUCCGCACAAAGAGCUGGUGCUUAUGUUUUGCAAAUGGCCUGCGAUAUACCUUUAACGGCAGAGCUGUUCCGUUUCCUCGCUGCGUGGGAGACCGUCUUCCAUUCCCUUCCCAUUCUGCGCACACGAAUUGUUCAGCUUGGUCGGGCGGGAUUUCAUCAAGCUGUCGUGAAAGAGAAAAUAGACUGGCGCUCUGUAACCAGCGAGUCGCAGUGGCGCGACUGGAAUCACAGACAUCCUAUGCAAUUAGGAUGUCCAUUGGUGCGAUUUGCUCUCCUUCAGAUGGACUCCCGACCAACACGCAUCCUAAUUUCUGUUCAUCAUUGCAUCUUUGAUCGCUGGUCAUCCUCAAUUCUGCUCGAGAUGAUUGAUAAAGUUUAUCAAGGACGGGAAGUGCAGCCACAGACAUUUAAAGAGUUCGUUGGAUAUGUGCAUUCCCGUCCAGUUGAAUCGAGUGACGCUUUCUGGGAAAAUUACCUUCGAGAUGCCCAGCACACGACCUUUCCUCAUGUGCAAGACGCGGCCUAUAUUCCGAAGCCAACUGUAGGAAAGAAUAAGGUUAUCAAGCUCGGGUCCUCACGAAGCAAUUUCACAGCAACCACGAAGUUACGUCUUUGCUGGGGUCUAGUUCUUGCCCAGCACACAGAUAAUACCGAUGUGGUGUUUGGCGCUGUCUCGACAGGUAGAAGCGCUCCUGUCGCAGGUAUAGAGAGCUUAGUCGGUCCGACUUUAGCGACCGUGCCAUUCAGAGUGAGAAUGAAUCUAGAGUCCUCGGUCGCAGAUGCCCUAGAGAGCGUGCAGAGUGAAAGCGCGUCAAUUCUCCCCCACGAGCAACGCGGUCUGCAGAACAUCGCCAAAAUCUCUGCAAACACGAAAAGUGCUUGUAAAUUCGAAAAUAUUCUGAUCGUUCAUGCUCCACAUUCAGGCGGGGGAAUGAGUCUUCUUGGGGACAUGGCUGAUGAUAAAUUGCCAGAGCUUUUCAGCUACGCCCUCACAUUGUCAUGUGAAGUGGUUGGACAAGAUCAAGUUCAUGUCGAUGCAUUCUUCGACCCGAAAAUCAUUGGCGAGAGAUACGUUGAGACCUUGCUUUGCCAGCUGGGCCAUGCGAUGCGGCAAAUACAUGAUGUUCCCAACUGCCGACUUGGAGAUAUCAGCGUUCUCAGUGCCAAUGACGAGCUAUUGCUAGAAUCAUGGAGCUCACUAUUGACUGAGCGGGCUAAAUUUUGUAUACAUGACGCUGUCCGGGACCAACGUGUAGUAGCACCUGAUGCAGAGGCUGUGUGCUCUUGGGACGGAUCGUUUAGUUAUGGCACUCUUGAUGACCUUUCGACAAAACUCGCCAUUCAGCUCCACCACCGAGGAGUAGGCCCCGAAGUAUUCGUUCCAUUACUUUUCGAGAAGUCAAAAUGGACAGUGGUCGCUAUACUCGGAGUUCUGAAGGCCGGUGGUGCUUUUCUUCUAUUAGACCCAUCGUUCCCCAACGACAGGUUAGAAACAAUUUGCAACCAAGUCAGCGCACGAGUUAUUCUCGCCUCACGAGACCUGUCAGAGAGAGCAAAAUCCCUUGUCACUGACAGCCUCGUGGUGGACGACACACUAAACUCGAACUCAGCACCUUCAAUCAUAUUACCGACCACCGAUCCAGCCAAUGCUCUCUACGCCGUGUUCACUUCAGGAUCAACGGGAAAGCCAAAAGGUGUUGUGAUUCAACACGCCGCAUAUGCCUCUGGAGCCAAAGCGCAUAUAGCAGCUGCAUCGAUAUCAUCGAGAUCCCGCGUUCUGCAAUUUUCCUCAUACGCAUUUGACGCCAGUAUUAUCGAGCAUUUGACAACCCUCAUGGCUGGUGGAUGCAUCUGCGUUAUUUCAGAUAAAGAACGUAGCGACUCGUUAUCAGAGGCAGUCGCGUCCAGAAACGCCAAUUGGACAUGGCAGACACCCAGUGUUGUUCGGACAAUGAAUCCUGAGGACUUUCCUUCAGUGAAACACCUUUGUUUGAUGGGCGAGGCCAUUGGACCCACGGAAAUCAAAGAAUGGGGCCAACACCUUAAGCUCAUGCAAGCAUAUGGACCGGCGGAGUGCUCAGUGUUGGCAACCUUGCAAGCUUCGUUGAAUCUGGAUUCGGAUUCUCGGAACAUCGGAUUUCCAACUGGCUGUACUGGCUGGAUUGUGGAUAAAGAUGAUAACACACGCCUAGCGCCUGUCGGUGCGGUAGGAGAGCUUCUGAUUGAAGGUCCCAUUGUGGGAAGGGGCUAUCAUGGGAACCCGGAGCAAACUGGAACAGCGUUUGUCAAUGCGCCCGAUUGGAUAAACAGAUAUCGGAAGCCUGGUUCUCCAAGAGGUCGUUUGUACAGAACAGGCGAUUUGGUCCAGUACGCUCCAGAGCUUGACGGGACACUGCUCUAUAUUUCUCGCAAGGACACGCAAGUCAAAAUCCGUGGUCAGCGUAUGGAGCUUAGCGAAGUAGAGUACCAUGCUAGGGAAGCUAUGGAGCCGGUCUGGGACAUCGCAGCUGAGGUGGUCCAACAUGGGACCCGGAAGAUUCUUGCUCUUUUCUUUGCUGACAACUCAAAGACGAAUACGCAAGAGAGUUGCCUUGUUAUCUCCAUGAAAGAUGAGGCGCACUCUGAAGUGGCGAAGGUCAAGCAUAAACUCAGCACUCGCUUACCUGCCUUCAUGAUCCCAACGGCGUGGAUCCCAGUGUCCAGAAUACCACUUUCUGCUUCAACAAAGACAGAUCGGCGUCGACUGCGCCUUCUCGCAGAUGAUAUCCCUGUGGAGCAAUUCAAUACUUAUAUCAUCGACGGCAAGAUUCCAAAUGGACAGGCCUCAAAUGGCUCCCUUCAUAUUGGUGAUAAGCUAAUGACCGAAGAGGAGCUCAUGUUGUAUGACCUCAUUUGCGAGGUGCUCGAAAGUCAAGGCCACGAGAUCGACAGGAAUAAGGUUACCAUGGAUGAACAAUUCACCGGCAUUGGAGGCGAUUCAUUGACAGCAUUGGCGUUAGUUUCACGGGCAAAGAAGAUUGGAUUUACCUUUACCGCGGCGGACGUGAUUGCGUGCUCUUUGGGAGAGUUGGCCAGUAAGAGGGUUUGA